This is a messenger RNA of Pteropus alecto (black flying fox), 992 nucleotides long. It is a transcript of the gene CXCL16, whose product is annotated as C-X-C motif chemokine ligand 16. The record is from RefSeq and is a predicted model, not a curated record. The transcript has 5 exons. Gene Ontology annotation, molecular function: low-density lipoprotein particle receptor activity; scavenger receptor activity; chemokine activity. NCBI's taxonomy places the organism in Eukaryota, Metazoa, Chordata, Mammalia, Chiroptera, Pteropodidae. The coding region runs from base 105 to 845 and encodes 246 amino acids. Gene Ontology annotation, biological process: receptor-mediated endocytosis; positive regulation of cell migration; response to type II interferon.
AUCUCAGGCGGAACGCGGGAAGGAAGCGAAAGCCUUAGAUAAACCAGCUGGACGUCACCCUCCAGAGCCUGACUAGGAGUUGGACAGGGCCAGGUGGCCCCGAGAUGUGGAAAGACUGGAGACCUCAGUCCCUCAUGCUCCCAUUUCUUCUGCUAGCGUGGCUGACUCUGCUAGGCUAUGGCAACGAGGGCAGCAGCACUGGAAGUUGUUACUGUAAUAAAUCUUAUUUUGGCACUCCCCCGGUUCACAUCAUAGAACAUCUACGAAAUCACCUGAAAGUUUAUGAUCGGUGUACUUCCUACAUCAGGUUCCACCUACGUUCCCGGACUGUGUGUGGGGGGAGCAAAGAACAAUGGGUGAUUGAAUUGGUGAGCUGCUUGGAUCUCGGAGAAUGUGGACAUGAUUACUACAGGAGAGUGGUUCACCGGGAGCAUUUACGUCCCCCUAGCACCCAGGUUCCUGAGCUCACAAAAAGUUCACCUUCAGACGUGGGCACCCCUGUCCAGAGGUAUCUGCCACCCAUCCUGCUGCAGUCUACCCAGCAGCCUACCCUUCCAGCAGGAGAACUGUCCUUGGACAAAAAGCUCACCCACACCAAUGAAACCAGUACUUCCUCUGUGGGCAGCAGUCUGGAGGCUGGGGAGAACCAGAAGCAGAUGAAAGAAAAUAUGGGUCCUACAGCUGAAAUAUCAGUGAUGGUGCCAGUGCUGUCCCUCUUGGCCAUCGUUUUCAUCCUCAUUGGAGUACUCCUCUAUGUGCUGUGUAAGAGGAGAAAGCCAUCACUGCAGUACCCUCCAGAUUUGCAGUUUCAUUACAUACCUGUGACACCGGACUCAAAUGCUUGAACUAAGAAUGGAAGCUCGUGAAUAUAGAGAUUGUGAUUUAUUUAGAAUCAUACACAUUUAAUGCACUCAAUCAAUCUCUGGAACAUGGUAGGCACUUUGUACAUACUUGUUAAUGGUUAAUAUGUAAAUAACUAGCCACUGCCCUGA